Trichoderma virens Gv29-8 is the source of this 2013-nucleotide messenger RNA. RefSeq lists its product as uncharacterized. Lineage: Eukaryota; Fungi; Ascomycota; Sordariomycetes; Hypocreales; Hypocreaceae. The transcript is spliced from 4 exons. Bases 94 to 1179 code for a protein of 361 amino acids. The record is from RefSeq and is a predicted model, not a curated record.
AAAACCGAAAGCUCGCCUCACCGUUGUGGUUUUUUGUUCCUGCUCUGUGCUUUGUGUGAUACCCCGUCCUGCAUUGUUUCGUUCUUGUUCGAGAUGGCUCUCGCUCUGCUCAUUCCCAUACUGGCCGGUGGCGCGGCGGCGCAAAUGACACUGCCACUCAUCAACUACGAUGAGGUUGUAAACGCCCUCAACCCCAACGAUCCGGGUUACCAGAUCUGCACCGCCGCGGCCCAAUUUCUCUCGGGUUGCGUUGCUCAAGCUGGAGGAUCCGAGGCGCUGUCCACUGCGAACCCGCUGUCGCUCGCAGCAUGUGCUUGCUGCAUUGGAACGACUGAUGUAGCUCCCGUCUACAGUACUUGCGCCGAUUAUCUCGGUUCCGAGGCGCCUCAGUUGGGCUCUCAGAUCUCUGCCUACGACUAUCUCUAUACCGUCUGUGGAGGCUCCCCAGAGGUCUGCCGUAAUCAAGCUGCUCCAACCAGUUCGCAACCUCCAGCGUCGUCUCCUACUCCUAAACAAUCGUCACAAUUUCAGUCUCCUCCGCCAUCCAGAUCGACCGCUUCACCGGCCUCCUCGCCGAGCAGCAUUCCGCAAGAAACAUCGGGUGGCUUUACAGCAGAGGGCUCAACGGCUGAACCCACCAAAGCUUCCGCAACUGGAGGCGCUUCGGGCACCUCACCCGGCGCGGGAACAGGAACCGCAACCAGCUUUGUGACAACCCUUGCAUCUGCCUGUGUCCAGAUGGUGGACAUUUUCCAGGAGUGCACCAGAGCAACACCUGGUUUUACAGAUAUGCCCUUUGGACAGCAGGCUUACUGCUACUGCUGUCGAACUGCUUUGGAUGGCCAAAUAACAUGGACUGAUGAAAUCGAAACAUAUGCUUCGACAUGUCGAAACUGGGGCGCCACAGCCGGCCCCGGAGAGCCCGUUACCGCCUAUGACGUGGCCAAAACGUUUGCUACAUUCUGCCAUCAUUUCAGCGAUGUUUGCUCUGCCUCGACCACCCCGCCCACAGAUACCGCCACGAACCAAGGUAACGGCGGAGCGACGACAACUGAGGGCGGCCAAGUUACCGUUACUGUUACUCAAGGGCCAGCUACUACGUCCAAUGCGGCUGCAACUGCUCGUGUCGGACUCGCUGCCGGCGUGGUUGCAGUGGCUGGCUUUGCUAUGAUGGUUUAAGUGGCGGUUGGGCGUACACUGAAGGAAUUAAUGAUGUGAAUUUUUUUAUUUGAAAUGUUGAGAUGAAUGUAACGGGCAACGUCACUGCCAAGGAUGUAAUUACUAUCCCGCCGAAGUAGGAGGGAUAUGCUGGAUAUAUAUGUCAUAUACUCUGGGUAUAUACACACAAAGUGCAUUGAGACAGCUGCUUUAGCGACCGUUAAUGAUAUGUUUAAUGAAUCUAUUACUAUACCGUCAAGUCAACAUUGACUCUCUUGAGUGCCUCCACAGCCCACUCAGGGUACUGCGUCUUAUCCUCAUAAAGCCCUGCGAAAAACUGCCGGAUAAACGCAGGAAACCUAUCCUCAAUAACCGCCUGUCGAAUGUCGCGCAUGAGCUGCAGCUGAUACCAAACAUUGUGAAUCGUCAGCAGAUGCGCCGCCACCGUCUCCUUGGAAGCGUUGUGGUGGAUAAAGGCUCGCGUGAUGCCCAUGCCGUCCUCGCCCUCUCUGCAACACAUGCAACCACAGCCGGGUUCAAUCGGACCAAAGUCAUUGGCGUACUUUGAGUUUCGAAUGUUGAGGACGCCGUUCUUCGUGACGGCGUUUCCGAAUCGCGCUGUCCUUGUGGGCCAGACGCAGUCGAACAUGUCUGCUCCGAGAGCGACGCUGACGAUCAGGUCUUCUGGGUAGCCAAUGCCCAUCACAUAUCGAGGCUUGAGAUCGGGCAGCAUGGCUGUGCAUGUCUCGACGACGCGGCAGUAGUCUGCCUUGGCCUCUCCUCCGCUGAGCCCGCCGAUGGCGAUGCCAGGAGUAUCCCUCGCCAACAUUUCUUUGCAGCACUCUCGUCUCAUAU